Molecule: messenger RNA, 3431 nt
Organism: Syzygium oleosum
Lineage: Eukaryota; Viridiplantae; Streptophyta; Magnoliopsida; Myrtales; Myrtaceae
Product: ubiquitin carboxyl-terminal hydrolase 16-like
Exons: 11
Coding region: 89-3301 (1070 amino acids)
Biological process (GO): protein deubiquitination
Cellular component (GO): nucleus; cytosol
Molecular function (GO): cysteine-type endopeptidase activity; cysteine-type deubiquitinase activity
Source: RefSeq, a predicted model, not a curated record
GGGAGAACCCAUGCGUUUCCGCGCGAUUAGGGGGCUGGGGCUUCGGGGUUUCGCCGCAUGCGCUAUCGGUGCGGGGUGAGGGCGAUAGAUGGUGGCGGUGCGGGAUCUAGGGCUCGCCCAGGGGCUCGCCCUCUGCGCCUGCUGGGUGGUCCCGCUGAUCGGGUUCUUGAUCCGGAGGAAGUGGCGGCAGUCGGUGGAGCGGAGCCGCGAGAUCAAGCGGCUGCUCGUGCUGGCCUCGGAGGAGGCCGCGAGGGCCGAGCUCGAGGCCUCCGUCGGGUACGGGGCGUUCGCGGCCCCCCGGGGCUAUCAGUGCGCCAUCUGCUAUUCCCCCACCACCACCCGGUGCGCUCGCUGCAAGUCGGUUCGAUACUGUUCUGGUAAGUGUCAAAUCAUUCACUGGCGACAAGGUCAUAGGGAAGAAUGCCACCCUCCCGACUCUGGGAAUGACUAUAGUCAAAAGGUCACAGAAUUUGAGGAAGAUGUAGAUUAUGGCAAUACACUUGGGAAUGCAUUUGGGGAUGCUGCAAAAUCUACUGAAGGUUUUGUUGAUGAACCAACAUCGGCGGACAGUAACUGCUCUUCAAGCACAACGCCUGAGAAAAAUAGCAAUAUCAAAGUUGAGUCAGAAAGUUAUCAUUCUGAAUCUUCAAGUGCCAAAUUUUCUGGAUUCUCUGGCUCCACUGCCAGUAAUGAAUUAUCUGAUGAUGCUUCAAUACGUGAAAGUGUUGGUUCAAACGAUUCCGGGAGUUCAGAUGAGAAUAGAUCAUCUAAUGUUGGACGGAACAUGCCUGGCACUACAUGUGAUGACUCUAGAGAUGAUGCUAAGCCACCAUCUCCAAAAUUUGCAAGUUUAGUUGGUUCGGUCCGUGGCUAUGCUAGUUUGGACGAGUCAAAUAAGAAGCCUGGCUGCAAUGAUGCACAAGAACAAUGUGAUUUAAAAAGUGAAAGUAUCAAGAGGCCUAGUGAUCAGAUGGUUGAGCCAUCUGUGAACUCUUCUAAUUUUUGGCAGAGUGUUGUGGUUCCCGCUGAGAAGCAAACUAUCAUCUCAGAUAGUUCCCUGCCGCCCAAGCUUAAUAAUGCGAAUUUGAGCGAAGCAUCUGGUUCUCAAUCUCACAUGCUUCCCUCCUUUAGUAAGUUCCAGAGUAAUGAACAGGUCUCGCGUAGCAAAGGCUUCGAAGAAGAACGCUUCAUGUCUCGUGAUGCUCUUCCUCAGAACAAAUUUGACAAGGAACCUACAUUGUUGGGGAAAGUGGUAAAAGGCGGUUUGAGUGCUAGCAAACCUCCAUCUUUGAACUGUGAGAGAUCUAGUCGUAUCGGGGAUGACGAGACCACUUUCGUAUCUGAUGGGGCUCCUUUCAGACAGGAACAUACUUCCAGAAGGGAUGCCACCAACAUUGGUGUUGGGCAUCCGAUUCCACCUGUCAAUAUGACUGAAAGUGACAAAGUUCAACACAGCGUUGCUUUACCCUCUCAGUCGGCAGCUUGUUCUUUAAAGGCUUUGCAAAAUGUAAAGUCAUCUAUCGAUACUACCGGAGACCAAUCGAAAGGAUCUGUGUUGUCCAAACGGUAUCUGGCAGGAGAUGGAAGUGAUACAUCUGGAAAAUACAAUGACAAGGGGCUCUUUCCUUAUGAUCUUUUUGUCAAGCUUUAUACAUGGAAAGAAGUGGAAUUGCUCCCAUGCGGUCUUGUGAAUUGUGGGAACAGUUGUUAUGCUAACGCCGUGUUGCAAUGCCUGGCUUUUACUCCUCCUCUCACUGCAUAUUUUCUUCGGGGACUUCAUUCAAAACUUUGUCCAAAGAAGGAGUGGUGUUUCAUGUGUGAAUUUGAGAGCUUGAUUCAAAAGGCUAAAGAAGGGACCUCAGCAAUUUCUCCAAUUAGGAUAAUAUCCCAAUUACAUAAAAUUGGAAGCCAGCUUCAUAAUGGGAGAGAGGAAGACGCCCAUGAAUUUUUAAGGUGCGCCAUUGAUGCGAUGCAGUCAAUUUGUCUUGUGAAAUCUGUGGAGAUGGGGUCUAGUUCUUCAGAAGAGGAAACCACUCUGAUGGGAUUGACAUUUGGUGGCUAUCUUCGGUCAAAGAUAAGAUGCACCAAGUGUCAUGUAAAAUCUGAGCGGCAUGAAAGAAUGAUGGAUCUAACUGUUGAGAUAGAGGGAGAUAUUGGAACCUUGGAACAAGCUCUUCAUCGGUUUACCGAAAAUGAGACUCUGGAUGGAAAAAACAAGUAUCAUUGCAGCAGGUGUAAAUCCUAUGAGAAGGCCAGAAAGAGAUUGAAAAUAUUGGAAGCUCCAAAUGUGCUUACUAUUGCAUUAAAACGGUAUCAGUCUGGAAAAUUUGGAAAGCUCAACAAAUUGAUUCAGUUCCCAGAGAUCCUCAACUUGGCUCCUUAUAUGAGUGGAACUAGUGACAAAUCGCCUAUAUACAGACUGUUUGGAGUUAUAGUCCACUUGGAUGUCGAGAAUGCUGCAUUUUCUGGUCAUUAUGUGUGCUAUGUUAAGAAUCCUCAAAACAAGUGGUUCAAGAUUGAUGAUAAAACGGUAACACCCAUGGAACUUGAGAGCGUCCCCUCAAUGGGGGCAUACAUGCUACUCUAUGCUAGGUGCUCUCCCCGGGCCCCCAGAUCGAUAAGGGACAAAUUAAUAUCUGCGGACCCAAAACAUAAAGCAGUACUUGCCAGAAACAGUGGGAAAAUUGCUGCAUUGAGCAUUAAGCCACCGGGAAGAUUUUCCAGCAAUAUUUUCCCCAAUUCAAUGUCUUCAGAUGGUUCAGCUACUAUUGAAUCCUUCUAUUCAAAGUUCCAUCGGUUGCAAAGGAUACUGGAAGAAGAUUCUUCAAGCGACAAUUCUUCCCUAUUCAGUAACACUUCAGAUGAAGGAUCUUGCAGUACAGAUGGGACCCGAGAUUCUGCCAGCGCAGACGACCUUUCAGAUUAUAUAUUCGGUGAGCGAGGUUGGAGCAGCUCUUGGAGGAACUCCUCUGAUUCUGACACUUCAUCUUCUUCUUCCUCUCCCCUUUAUUCAAGGCACUCACCCCUGGCCAAUCCAGAAAGACAUGCUUCAGGUUUUGCUGAAACGAGCCCAUCUCAAAGAGACGGUUUGGAUUCCGGUCUGAGAGGCGAUGAAUUUUUGAACUCGGACAUUACUAAGUGGCGUAGGGAGUUAGAAAUUAGCAAUAGUAGUAGUCAUCGCAGUAGUAGUAGUAGUAGACGUAGAGAGACUGACUCGGAGAGAUUUGCCUGGUCGAACGGCUCUUAUGAUGUGAAAAACGGUGUCUCUUUGAGAAGAUCUGCAAGAGAAAGAACGGAUUAAACCUUUUAAUUACUUAGGAACCAAGAUAGAGGGUGGGUAAAUAAAAGUUCUGGGGAAGGUUCAUCUCAAAUUGUAAUCCUUUUGGCUGGUCAUGUGUCGGUAAAUAUGAGUAAAUCACCAUUUUGCAUUA